AUGAUCAACGCAGUGCUAGUCUUCAACAACAAUGGCCAGCCGCGCCUCACCAAGUUCUACACUCAACUCGACACAUCAGUGCAACAACGCCUGCUCUCCGAAAUCUUCACCCUAGUCGCCGCCCGUCCACCCAGCAGCUGCAACUUUCUCCCCCUCCCACCCCUUCUCGCACCAGCUAGCAGCAGUAGCACGCCGUCUUCGCAAGAGUCCAACGAUGCGCCAUCGUUAGUCACAUACCGACACUACGCAACACUCUACUUCAUCGUCAUAUCCACCUCCACCGAGUCACCGCUUGCAUUACUAGAUUUGAUACAAGUCUACGUCGAGGCUUUGGAUAGGUUGUUUGAGAAUGUCUGUGAGCUGGAUUUGAUCUUCAACUUUGAGACGUUGCAUGCGGUGUUGGCGGAGAUGAUUGUGGGUGGGGUUGUGGUGGAGACGGGGUUGGAUAAAGUGGUUGAGGGUGUUCGGUCGCAGGGGAGAGUGGCGAAGAGGCCGGUGAAUGAGAGUAGAGGGGGUUUGUCGCAAGGUAUUUGGGCUGGACGGUGA
This is a messenger RNA of Recurvomyces mirabilis, 546 nucleotides long. RefSeq names its product Sigma-adaptin 3A (gene APS3). Gene Ontology annotation, biological process: protein transport; vesicle-mediated transport. Lineage: Eukaryota; Fungi; Ascomycota; Dothideomycetes; Mycosphaerellales; Teratosphaeriaceae. Gene Ontology annotation, cellular component: intracellular membrane-bounded organelle. The coding region runs from base 1 to 546 and encodes 181 amino acids. The record is from RefSeq and is a predicted model, not a curated record. The transcript is spliced from 2 exons.